This is a messenger RNA of Cryptococcus wingfieldii CBS 7118, 1065 nucleotides long. RefSeq lists its product as hypothetical. The record is from RefSeq and is a predicted model, not a curated record. Bases 1 to 1065 code for a protein of 354 amino acids. NCBI's taxonomy places the organism in Eukaryota, Fungi, Basidiomycota, Tremellomycetes, Tremellales, Cryptococcaceae. The transcript has 5 exons.
AUGUUCGCUGCCGCUUCUAUUCUGGCUCUUUUGGCGUUUGUCGCCCCCGCUCAGGCAUCUAUCUUUACUCAGUCCGACUCUGAGAUGACCUUCUACUACGACGUCUCCGAGAGCUCCGGCUCCGAGGCAUGUGGCUCUUCCUCUAGCGACCCUGUCGUUGCCAACUGGGCUGUCACCUCCGGUAUCAACACUGGUGUUCCCUACUGUGAACAGUCUCGAGGUUACACUCUUGACCAAAUUGGUACCAACAACAUUGUCGCGAUCAACGCCGCGACUCUCUCUGGCGACCCCGCCAAGUACUGUGGCCGUGAAGUUCAAAUCUACAAUGCCGACGGCAGCAAGUUUGAGAACAGCGGGGGAGCGCUUUACAUCUGGGAUGGGUGCGCUGCUUGCGAGACUGCCGACUCUGCUAUUCUUGACCUUUCCGCUCCCACUUUUGUCGAGUUGAAAGGCGGAACAUGCUCCGGUUCCAACCCCACCGGCCUCUCUUACGAGAUCCUCGACAACUACGUCGUCGACCCUUCUGUCGGCCUUGGCUCCAGCUACAGUGCUGAAGGCAGCGUCGAUUCUUCUUCCAGCACCGACGCCGCUUCGGCCUCAUCUUCAUCUGCCGACCCCAUCGUCUCCGUCUCUGCUUCUAUCGGUGUCUCCGCUUCCGUGGGCGAUGGCACUCCCUCCUCUUCCUCGGCUGCUGCGCCUUCCGUUACUUCCGUCCGAACCACCCGUUACUCUUCCACCCUCUUUGCCGUCUCUUCCUCUUCUGCCGACGCUGCCGAGGAAUCGCCUUCGUCUGCUGAAGCUUUGCUUGCCAACGCCAUCACCUCCGCAUCCACCGCCUCUGUCUCUUCUUCUGCCUCAUCCUCUGCCGCGCAGAGCGUGGCCUCCGCGUCAACUAGCUUGACCUCCGGGACAGAUGGAGGUUGCACAUACGGUGCUUGGCAAUGUGAUGGUCUUACUUUGCAAGUCUGCAACUACCAGACUACUACUUCUCUUGGUUGGGAGACAAUUGAGACUUGUGGAUCUGUUUGUGAGAUUACGGACAGCGGGUCGGUGGACUGUGAAUAA